AUGGCGACUAGCACCAAACUUGCGCAGAAGUUGAGCAAUAUCGCCGCAGCAUGGCCUAAGGAUCCAUUUAGGCCUCAAAUCCAGCUCAAAACGUUUCUCACCUCGUUAUCGGCGCAUCCCAAUCUUACGCCGCAAGCGGUACAGGCCGCACGCGCAUUGAAAGACAAUGAUAUGUUCAAAAAGUAUCCGUUGUCGAGGAAGAUGUUACAGCCAGCGUCCAUGCCCAAGUACUACGAUCGCCUCGUGGAAGGGUUCGAGAAAAGCGCGCAGGGAAUUGCCAGGCCUUGGUGGAAGGUCUUUUUUGGCAUUUGGUAG
Pleurotus ostreatus (oyster mushroom) is the source of this 315-nucleotide messenger RNA. RefSeq lists its product as uncharacterized. The record is from RefSeq and is a predicted model, not a curated record. NCBI's taxonomy places the organism in Eukaryota, Fungi, Basidiomycota, Agaricomycetes, Agaricales, Pleurotaceae. Gene Ontology annotation, biological process: mitochondrial respiratory chain complex III assembly. The transcript has 2 exons. The coding region runs from base 1 to 315 and encodes 104 amino acids.